AUGGUCAAGGCUGCCUCGAGGCACGCCACGCCGGAUGGCGAGAACGAUCCAGGUCUCGCCACGCCCAAACCUAAAUCCAUGCACCUUCUGCCCUCGCGAACUAGCAUGAACAACAUCACCAACUCGCUCUCCUCGAAGCGAAUUCUUCCACCCCAUCUACAGUCAGCCGCCAUCCCAAAGCGUUCCUCCGAUUCGAUCAAAUCCGCUGUGCGUUCCUCUCUUGCUUCCAACGCUACUCCGCAGCCAAGGCGCAAGCGCACCGAUGCCGAACCUGCCACCGUCACCCCUCGUCCCAGAGCCUUUGUCGAAGCGACUUCCGAUAUCCGCAAGAUGCAGUCCGUCAGCGACAUUUCCAGGCUCACUAUCGCUUCCUCGUCCAGCGAUGAUGCUUCCAGAGCCGCAGACAUCGAGCCUGUCAAAGCUUUCCUUCGCAUUCGGCCCCCUUCGCACGAUAGUCCCAAGGAUUCUCCUCGACCUUACAUCGAGGUCGUCAGUGACACCGAAGUUCUCAUGCAUCCGCCCUCUCAGCCUGCCUACUGCAGCUCCCUGUCCGGUGUCAGGUCCAGGACCACCAGCAUCGCACCUCCCACAAAGUACAUCUUCAGCAAAGUUUUUGGCAGUCAACCCACUUCCUCUUCUGACACUGGCCAAGACAUGUCUCAAUCCGCAUUCUUUCAGCAUACUACUCUGCCUCUGGUCGAGGCCCUCCUUCAAGGCGAAAGUGGCCUCAUGUUUACUUACGGCGUCACUAACUCGGGAAAGAGUCACACUGUUAUGGGCAACAGCUCGCCUGGAGGCGCCGGUAUCCUCCCACGCUCGCUCGACGUCAUCUUUAAUAGUAUCAAAGGCCUCGAGAGCUCUGCCAACAUCCUGCCCAUCGGUGUCUCUGGCGUUCAACGCGCCGACAAGCCAUCAGCGCAAGCCGAUUCCGCUUCCGCUUCCGCUUCCGCUUCCAGCCUCGGUGUCAAUCCUUUCAUGAUUCCCAGUGUCUCGCGCAGACUCCUCGCAGAAGCUCCCGCACGUGUCGCAAAGCCUCCCAAACUCAUCGAACACGACGACACCAAGGUUCCUGUCGACCGCAAUCUCCGCUACAGCGUCUUCGUCAGCUACGUCGAGAUUUACAACGAAAAACUUUUCGACCUCCUCGAUGUCUCGCCUGGCUCCAGCCUAAGCCGCGCUGAAUCCAUUCGUGGCUCCAACUGGAGCCUCGCUAACAUGGCCAACGCUGCUCCGAGCUCCAUUCCAGCAAGCGCCAGCAUCACGCUCAACCGCAAGCCCCUCAGUCUCAAGAAUGAUCACGACAACGGCGGCAAGUACGUCGCUGGUCUGCGCGAGAUCAAGGUCACUUCGCCCCAAGAGGCUCGCGACCUCCUUCAUCGAGGUCAGGAGAACCGUGCCGUCUUUGGCACCAUGGCCAAUCGCGCCAGUUCGCGAAGUCACGGUAUUUUCACCAUCAAAGUCAUCCGUCAUCACGGCGGUCUCACAAACUUGUCCGACGAUGACCUCGAUUCCUUCACCACUGCUCGUCUCAGCAUUGUCGAUCUCGCAGGCAGCGAGCGCGUCGCCAACACCGGCCUCGCUAGCGGCGAUCGUCUCAAGGAGGCCGGCAACAUCAACAAGAGCCUAAUGUGCCUUGGACAGUGCCUCGAAACGCUUCGCAAGAAUCAGGUGCGUCUUAUGGGCACUACCGACAACGGUCAGGCUGCCACGGUCAAACGACGCGUCAGCAUCGUGCCUUUCCGUCACUCGAAACUCACCGAACUCUUCCAGAGCUUCUUUGUCGGCGAAGGCAAGGCGGUCAUGAUCGUCAACGCAAACCCUUACGACACGGGCUUUGACGAAAACUCGCAUGUCAUGAAGUUCAGUGCAAUCGCCAAGGAAGUGGCAGUUUCUCGUUCCAUGGGCCCGAUCACAAAGAUGUUGCCUCCGCUGCCACCUCAUAAACAGGAGGGCACUCCCGGCUCUCGAUCGCUGCCAAGGUCAAAAUCGAGCGUCAACAUGCUCGAAUCCGACAGUGAGGUUAGCGCAGACGUUACCAUCAUCGAAGACGACGAGGAUUCGGAAGACGAGAACCAUGACUCGUUCGUCGACAUGCUCCUCGAGAAACACGAAGACUUGCGUCAGAAGUUGCACGCUGCCGAACUUCGCUGCGCUACCAUCGAGGCCGAAGUGCGCCGAGAGAUGGCCGACCAUUUCGAACAGAGACUCAUCGAGCUCACAGAAGUCUACAACAACAGGAUGAUCAACGACGUCGAAGAGAACAAUAAGUACACCAACCGCAAGAUCGAUCUGCUCAUCAGAGCCAACGCUCACGACGAGCCUGAACUCGAUGCUGACAGCAGUACUGGAAGGCAACUCUCCGACCUGAGCAUGAGCGAGGACGAGGACGAGCACUACGAAUCUGACCAUGAUGAGGCUGAGGUUGAAGGCACGCUCGCGGCCAGAAACCGUCGCUUUGAUCGAAGCAUGAGCGAGAUCAGCGCUGGUGAGAGCGUCUUUGAUGAUGCUACCGAGGGCGAUGCCUCCCAAUCUCUGCUUGUUGAAGACGAUUUCCAAGGCAAUCAUGACGUCAGUCGAGACCAAGAUUCUGCCAUUCUCAGGCCAGGAAAGCCACCCAAGCGCUCAGCAGCUAAGCAGAUAAAGUACGCCGGUUCCGAAGCCUCUCAUUCCGCGUCCGACGAAGAUGUCUCCCAGACCGAAUCUCAAUCCGAGUCCGAGUCUGGAUCCGGUGCUGAGCCAGAUGCAGUUUCGAUCAGCGACCAGGACGACAACAUGUCUUCGGCACUCAGCACAGCAGGAGACGACGAGAGCGAUGACAACUAUAGCAGCGACGGCGACAGCGAAAGUGAUGCAGAACAAGAGAACAAGCAAGGCAAUAGCAAGCGCGCAGCCGGACGAAGUGAGUCCCAAGUACUCAGCGAGAUCCCUUCCAGCACUUUCGACGACAGUCUGAGCUCCAUCGCCAGCUCUGCCCGCGUGACUAAGGAUUCCGACUCUUCUUUCAACGAGACCAACAUUGACUCGGACAGCGAAGAAGAAGAGGAUCGUCGCGCACGCCCGCAAAGGGAGUCUGGCGGUCCUAAUACUGCCAACGCCAAUGCAGCUCGCGGCAGCAACGGCAGCAAUGGCAGCAGAACGACCGCUCGUGGCCGACGCUCCUCUAACAAGUCGCACGCCUCUUCCCGUAGCGCCUCAAUCCUCGAUCAAGCUGGUGCUCUUACUGACUUGAGCGAUGCGAGUAUGGUCAUGAAAGAUACCGUCACCCCGAAGAAGAAGCGCAAGCUGCGGAAAAAAGCCGCUAUGCAGGAGGAUGACUAUGUGGAACAGAUCGGCGACUCGAGCCUCGUUGAGGCGGUCUACUCGAACACAAGCCACAACACGUCGAGGGCCUCCGGGGCCAGUCGAGCCUCGCGCAGUUUCAACAGUCGAAAGUCGACUCGUUUCUAG
Mycosarcoma maydis (corn smut) is the source of this 3447-nucleotide messenger RNA. RefSeq lists its product as uncharacterized. The coding region runs from base 1 to 3447 and encodes 1148 amino acids. The transcript has a single exon. Gene Ontology annotation, biological process: microtubule-based movement. The record is from RefSeq and is a predicted model, not a curated record. NCBI's taxonomy places the organism in Eukaryota, Fungi, Basidiomycota, Ustilaginomycetes, Ustilaginales. Gene Ontology annotation, molecular function: microtubule motor activity; microtubule binding; ATP binding. Gene Ontology annotation, cellular component: nucleus; microtubule; kinesin complex.